AUUUAAUUUGACAAUCUCCGUGAUUGGCUGCCCUGUCAGCGCAGCUCUCCGAUUUGUCGAUCCCGGUACCGUGACGUAGACGGCCAAUCGAGAGCCUCUGGUCUGCACCGCCGCACGACCCCCGCGCCACCUGUCGCUCCGGUACUUUGCGUUCAUUGAAAACCUGCCCGGACUUUAUUAUUGACGCACGCGCAUUGAGGCCCAACAAAGGGCCGAAUUAGGAACGGUUUGUAAGUGAAUCUGAUGUAUUUAUGUUAUAAAAAUGGUGAAAUCUGUGAAGUGGCGAGUAGAAAUUAGAAUAUUCGACGUGUCGAAUCAUGACCGAGGCAUCUGAGAAUGAAUGCCUGGUGCGGGUCCGCGCGCAGGUGAUGUGCCGGGACGAGGCGACGGGCGGCUGGGUGGCGCUCGGGGGCGGCGGGCUGGCCGACGUCGUGCUCGGCCGGCGCGCCCGGCGACGGACCUCGGUGGCGUGCGAGACCGCUACCUCGUCAGCCUCGCACGAGUACUACAUCCACGGACGCCGGAUCAGCGACAAUGUGGUCGUGCUCGAAUGCACGUUGAUGCGAGACUUCGAUUAUCACAAGGUGAUGCCAACAUUCCACCACUGGGUGACAGACGGACGGAAGUUCGGCCUGACCUUUCAGACGGCGGCCGACGCGAGAGCCUUCGAUAAGGUCGUGAGAGUGCUCACUGAGGGGAAAUCUGGCUGCAGCGGUCUGUGGCCGUCACUGCCGUACCCAGACGGACAACGACCGCUGGACAGGGAGGAGGACGAGGAGAACAAUAUAUUUGAAUGUCUCGACCUGCCCACGGAGUCGCGCUCCAGCUCCGAGAACUCGUCCGCCAGCCGGGGCCGCUCGCAACUCUCGCAGACGCCCAUACUCGCGCCCAUCGCGCCCCGCCACCCGUUAGCAGACACGAUGAACCCGCCUAACGAUGCCGAUGAUUCUGAUCAGGGUUGCCCCUACGUGCAUCUACAGGCGGUGCACGAGUACACGUAUCCAGGCGGACACAGCGAGCGCUCGUCGCCUAAUAAGCCGUCGCUGCUGCGACGGGAUUCCGACCCGCUGAAGAAGUCGCCGCCACUGCCAACGAAGAAGGAGGGCGCCGCGCCAAUACCCGCUAGGCUGAAGUGCAGACACUGCCACGAGUGGUACAUGGAGUCUGCGAACGGCGCGGGCGCGUGCGAGUAUGCCCCGGACUGCUUCAAGUCCUGCAUAGAGACCGUCACCUGCAUAAAGGGCGCGCAGUGCGUGAUGUACCACUGCAUGUCUGAUGCUGAGGGGAACUUCAACCAGCCCUGCGCUUGCGGGCCGCCCGAUACGCACUGCUCCAAACGAUGGUUCGCCAUAACGCUGAUGUCGUUUAUAAUGCCGUGUCUGUGGUGCUACCCGCCGCUUCGUCUCACCCACCGGCUGGCCAAGCACCUCCGUUUAGCGGGGGGACAGCACGCGCCUCAAUAGGGGCAAGCUCGUGGGCAGGCCAGUCCUCAGACUAGCCAGCUCACGAGGAGAUCGCUUACUCUGUAAGUGGAGUUGUGAAGCGCACAGAAGUGUAGCGCACAGUAAGUUGUGAAGUGCACAGUAAGUUGUGCACAGAAGCGCUGUGAAGCGCGAUUAAGUACUGAGAAGCGCAUUGAAAUGCUUUGAAGCGCAUUGGAUUGCUGUGAAGUGCACAGUAAGUGCUGUGAAAUGCACAGGAGGUUAAAGUGGCUAUAGCAUGCAUGAGAAGGUAAAGUGUAUAAAAUACACAGUAAGUUGCUAUGAUUUGCACAGGAAGGUAAUGUGCUAUGAUUUGCACAGGAAGGUAAUGUGCUAUGAAAUGCACAGGAAAUUAAGCAGAGUAUGCAAUGCAUAGGAAGUGCUGUGCUUUGACAAGUUGAAGAAACACAAGACAAGUUAAAGUGAUAUUUGAACUGCACAGUUAGUGAAGAGGAUAAAAUUUAAAAUGUAAGACACGGACUAGUCAGUCUAAGUGGAAUGCAAGUGAAGAGCACAGGAAAUAAAAGUUAUGAAGAGAGCAGAAAAGGUACAGAACAAAAUUAAAAUGAAGAAUGUUAUGGCGUUGGAUAAUUAUAAUUUACUGCCAAGGCGAAAGUCAAAUUGACGCUUCAAUGCAAUGACAUUGUAAGUGGCAAGCAAUGAAUGCACAAAGCGUCAUGCGCACAAAAGUGCACAAAGUGUGUGCAUUAAAUGCACAUGAACAUAACAACUAGUCAUAUAUCACAAGUGGUCGUUGCAAGUGUUGAACUUUGCAAGUGUUGAAUGUUGCAAGUGUUGAAUGUUGCAAGUGUUGAAUGUUGCAAGUGUUGAACGUUGCAAGUGUUGAAUGCUGCAAUUGUUGAACAUUGCAAAAGUGUAGGACAAGUGAUACAAGUGUUGACCAUGACAAGUUAUAGUAUCUAAAGAGGUUUAUUAUAUUCACAAAACAUAGAUUAUAAUUCUUAAAUAACAGGGGGCACGUAAUUAUUUUUGUCCCGCUAGUCGCUUGUCACUUAAAAACAGUGUGCAAGGCAGCAAAUUUAGAAAUCAUGUUGUCCCGCUCACACAUGUAUAUUUGCACGAAAGACGGAGAUUAUGCCGUCUCACUUACACGAAUAGUGUGCAAGUGAGAUGGCAACUUAGAGAAGAUUUAUAUAUCAAAUCGCGUCAUUUGUGCAAAAUCAAAAGUGCUACUGCACAAACUAUUGAGAUAUGAAUCCUAUCUUCGCGUACUUUAAAUUUUACGCGAAAGAGGGAGAUGCAAAGAUAAUUACGUAAGCUCCUAAGUAUGUGUGUCUGUUUUUUACCAGUAUUAAUGUUUCAUGGUCCAAAGCACGUCAUAUUUUAUUUCUGUCUUCCAUGGUUCGUUUGUACGGUCUCCGUACUUUUCAAGUUAACAUAUCUUAAUGUUAUUUUAUUCGUUUUCAAUAUAUUUAAAUAUGUUGUCUUAUAAUGUAUAUAGGCUAAUGAGCUUGUGAGUUUCGCUUCGAUGUGUAUGCUAAACGCUUUUUAAGAUGUCUGUAUGCAUUUUUAAUAUGGCUUAGUUACAAACGAGUAGUUUGGUCAACGAACAGAAUUGAUGUAAGUCAUUCACGUAUCUUAUGUCUCACGACAGUCCCUUGCUAGACAAGGACAGAUAUUAAAAAGGUCAGUGACCUAUUUUGAUUCUGUUCAAUGACCAUACUAUUAAUUUGUUUGAGGUUAGUCGAGUCAACGGACCGACUAAACCUUAAUCUAAGCUUAUUGUUACGGGUUUAUCGUUACCUGUGUAAAAUAUUUCUUUUCUCUAGCAUAAGUAUUUCGUAAUGUCACUAUUUAAACUAGAUUUUAAACGAUGUUGAAAAUUUUGAAUACUUAUUCAUCUAAAUAUGUUUUGUAAUCUAAGAAAUCAUAUUUAUAUCAUUGUUCCUUUAUCCAAUGACCAAUAUUUUAAUCUAAUACGUUUUAGUUAGACAUUGUUUUGCGCUCGUUGAUCAAAACUACAUAUAAACAUACCGUUUGUAAAUAAUACUAAAGUGUAACCCGUCAAAGUUUGGACUGAGAAUAGGGCUCACUUAUUCUAGAUUUUCACGGGGUUAUACAGCUUUGUGGCCAUAAUGCCUGUUGACAUUGUAGCCACGAAGGUCGGGAUCGUUAUUCAGGAAUUUUAUAAACCAACGCGCGCAUCUCAACCGCGAACUAAAGUGUAUUUGAAAUGUUAACCCAAUCUCAAACGUUAAGUCAAUGUAUUGAAUGUUAACUAUAUGAGAAAGUGUAUUUUAACUGUUUUCUAAAUAUGAACUGUUAGGUCAAUAGUAAUGGAAAUAAUUGAAACUGAGAGAUUAUAGACAUAUGUAUUUCCUUAGUGAUUGGCUAACGCUGUGGUCGCUAUUGAAAAGAUAAACUUGUGUCGAAAAAGAUUUAAGAAUAAAUUCAUAGAAUGUGGUGUAUAUUUGAUCCCUAGAACCCUGUUCCUACUUAAAGGCAAAGGGUUGAAAAUUAGGGGUAGCAAAAUAUUUCAUUGAGAUGUAAGGACUAAGGAACUGUGUGGCAGCUUGUCUCACAGAUUUAAAUAGAUAUCACAGAAUAUGAUGUUUGAAUAUUUCCAUUCUAUUAAGCGGUACAUUCCAGAUUUUCUUUCUAGAGUAAGUGCAAAUUAGAAAUAUAAAGAGACAAAAUAUGGAGUUUAUGAUAUGUGUUUAGUAUUUACAAUCAAAAUCAUAAUACGAGAAAAAAUUAUAA
Molecule: messenger RNA, 4202 nt
Organism: Aricia agestis (brown argus)
Lineage: Eukaryota; Metazoa; Arthropoda; Insecta; Lepidoptera; Lycaenidae
Gene: Spred
Product: sprouty-related, EVH1 domain-containing protein 1
Exons: 12
Coding region: 318-1463 (381 amino acids)
Biological process (GO): multicellular organism development; negative regulation of MAPK cascade
Cellular component (GO): membrane
Molecular function (GO): protein kinase binding
Source: RefSeq, a predicted model, not a curated record